UUCGGAUUCCGCUACUCUUUCUUUCACCUAACUCUCCUUAGUCCUUUCUAUACUCCUGAAAUCCACCUCGUUCAGCGACGGAGCCUUCAACGCUCUCUCUUUCUCUCUCUCACACACACAGACACACGCACUCACACAUAUCUGAUCCGAAUCUCGAAAAUGCAGAGCUCUGCAAUUUCAUUUUCGCCGUCGAUUUCUCUUACCAAGCCUAGAAAGCCUUCAAAUUCAAACCACCCCAGCUCUUUCUAUGGAUUUAACCCUAUAUCUCAAUUGUCGCCUUCGAGAUCACUUGGUUUUGGCUCUGUAGCGCUGUCUCGUCGACUGCCUUCAAUCAGUUGUUCGUCUUCGUCGAGACCGAAUGAUGGAUGGAUUUCGGCUCCUUCGCUUGUGCCGGAACGCGAAUCGGAAGGUGUUGAGGUCAGGGCAACGUCGGUGCCUGAGAGCGCUGGAGAGGUUCCCAAGUCGAAAGCAUUGCCUGAUACAUUGGUGCUCGGGUCGUUGUUUGGAUUUUGGUACCUUUUCAACAUCUACUUCAAUAUCUACAACAAGCAGGUUCUGAAAGUCUUUCAAUAUCCAGUAACUGUCACUUUGGUUCAAUUUGCUGUUGGGACUGUCCUUGUUACGUUGAUGUGGAUGUUUAAUCUCUACAAACGGCCUAAGAUCAGUGGUUCACAGCUUGCAGCUAUCCUUCCAUUGGCAGUGGUGCACACGUUAGGCAACCUUUUCACUAACAUGAGUCUUGGAAAAGUUUCUGUUUCGUUCACUCACACGAUUAAAGCUAUGGAGCCCUUCUUCUCCGUUGUCCUCUCUGCUAUGUUUCUUGGAGAGUUUCCUACCCUCUGGGUAGUUUCUUCCCUUGUCCCAAUUGUUGGUGGAGUGGCUUUGGCAUCAAUGACUGAGGCCUCUUUUAAUUGGGCUGGGUUUUGGAGUGCCAUGGCUUCCAAUUUGACGAAUCAAUCCCGCAAUGUCCUCAGCAAAAAGUUCAUGGUUAAGAAAGAGGAAUCGUUGGAUAACAUUACACUCUUCUCGAUAAUAACAAUUAUGUCCUUCAUCUUGUUGGCACCUGCUGCCAUUUUUAUGGAAGGAGUCAAGUUCACUCCUGCAUACCUGCAAUCUGCUGAAUUGAAUGUCAGACAGAUAUACACUAGGUCUCUCAUUGCUGCUCUUUGCUUCCAUGCAUAUCAGCAGGUUUCUUAUAUGAUAUUGCAGAGGGUAUCUCCAGUUACCCAUUCUGUGGGUAACUGUGUGAAGCGGGUGGUGGUGAUCGUUACCUCCGUUCUCUUCUUCCGCACACCUGUUUCACCUAUCAACUCUGUUGGUACUGGAGUGGCCCUUGCUGGAGUGUUUCUUUAUUCAAGGGUGAAGCGGAUUAAGUCAAAGCCCAAGACAGCUUGAACUUCUUUAAUUGAAAAUUUUUUGCUGGUAACUUUAUUGGUAGUUUUUCCUUUGAAGUAAACUUUGUUUUUUAUUAAGAUAAUCAACAUUGGCAUAUUUAGGAUUUUAGUUGUAUUUUCAGGCAGGGAUCUCCACUAGACUUCCCUUUUUUCUUUUUGUUCCUUUUAUUCGGGGGCGGUUUAUUAUUUUCUUGAUCCCAAUGAUUAUCGGCUAGAAAUGCGAUGAUCUUGGAUGACAAUGAUCCAUGUCUGGUGUUAAAACUUGGUUAAAUUGUAUUUUCGAAAACACAUAAUGUAUCGUCUACCGAUUUUGGGGAAUAAUUUUGGACAAAAUGGGGGGAAAAUGGAAAUGCAAGUGAUUCAUGGUAGCAUGGUACAUUGAGCUGUGCAUAAUCCUUUGCAUAUGUACAUGUUGCUAUCGGUGGAUUGAGCUGGUCUAAAGUAUGUCUCUAAAGGGACAAGGGUGAUUAGUCCCUAGAGGUGCAAGAAGGGGU
Ilex paraguariensis (yerba mate) is the source of this 1888-nucleotide messenger RNA. Lineage: Eukaryota; Viridiplantae; Streptophyta; Magnoliopsida; Aquifoliales; Aquifoliaceae. The record is from the annotation of a GenBank genome assembly.